AUGGACGAGUUGCAUGGUUCCCUUUCAGCUUUUGAGAUGCAUAUUGCUAGACCUAAAGCAAUUGACAAGACAGCUGCAUUCAAGGUUCAAAAGAAGAAGCAAAUUAAGCCUAAAUCCGAAGAAGUUGAUAUCGAUACUGAUACUAAUACUGAUACUGAGAGUGAUGAUGGCGAAACAAACUUUGUUAGAAAGCUGAAGCGAGGUAACGGCAAGUAUAAAGGUGUUGGACACUUUGCUACUAAGUGUUCACACGAGCGUAAAGAUACCAAUGAUGAAUCUAAGAAAUUCAAGAAGAAAAAUACUUUCUUCAAGAAAGGGAGGUCAAAGAGUAAAGAACUCAAUUCCAAACACCAUAGCAGCACUUCAGAUGACAGUUUUGAAGAUGAGUCAGAAGAUGAAACUGCAGAUGAGGCAUUGUUCAUGGCACUAAGUGAAAUUACUGAGAAGUCUAAUGGUUACCCCACUACUUGUUCUGAAACUGAUGACAACGAUGAGGAGGCUGAAGUUUACUUAAAAGAAGAACUCAAUGCAGCUCUUGAUGAGCUAGAGACUGAACGCAUAAGCAACAAGAAGACUAUGAAGAAACUCAAGAAAGCUGAGCAGAAGAUUCUUGAGUUGAAGGUUCAGUUGGAAGAGUCUAAUAAGGUUUCCGAUGAUCUUGAGGCUCAACUCUCCCUCAAAUAUGUUGACUGUUGUAAGCUUGAGGCAGAGGUUGUCAUGUUGAGCGAAAAAUUGAAGAAAUAUAGUACCCAAUCAUCCACUGAUCCUCAAACCAGUAAGCUUGAUGAGAUACUUAGCUGCUAG
Macadamia integrifolia is the source of this 804-nucleotide messenger RNA. RefSeq lists its product as uncharacterized. The transcript is spliced from 2 exons. Bases 1 to 804 code for a protein of 267 amino acids. The record is from RefSeq and is a predicted model, not a curated record. Lineage: Eukaryota; Viridiplantae; Streptophyta; Magnoliopsida; Proteales; Proteaceae.